Messenger RNA from Pseudoliparis swirei, 6165 nucleotides. It is a transcript of the gene patz1, whose product is annotated as POZ/BTB and AT hook containing zinc finger 1. Gene Ontology annotation, cellular component: nucleus. NCBI's taxonomy places the organism in Eukaryota, Metazoa, Chordata, Actinopteri, Perciformes, Liparidae. Gene Ontology annotation, molecular function: protein binding; RNA polymerase II cis-regulatory region sequence-specific DNA binding; DNA-binding transcription factor activity, RNA polymerase II-specific. The record is from RefSeq and is a predicted model, not a curated record. Bases 449 to 2770 code for a protein of 773 amino acids. The transcript has 6 exons. Gene Ontology annotation, biological process: regulation of immune system process; negative regulation of transcription by RNA polymerase II; regulation of cytokine production.
GAGUGUCUUUAUUUGUGGUUGGUUGGGGGAGGGGUUUCACAAACCGACCAGACAGGAAGAGACCUGCGUGUGAACGUUUCGGCUUGAAGACGCGAGAGACCCCCGCUGUGCUCGGGUUUGAACGUUACUCCUCUGACAGCAAUCGCAAUGAGAGAAAUAUCAAACUAAAUACAUCGUCAAUAUAAACCCCGACGGAAACAUUUUUAACCAAACAAGAGCGACCCCCACCCCUCAAGAAACCAGGGUCAAAGUUCACAGGAAGCUGGGGGGCUGCCAUUUUUUCCCCUGCUACUGCUAACGUUUAACGGUAGAUGCUAACGCGACGGGGAGGGGCGGUUGGUUUUGGAUUCUGUAGCUAGCUGGCAUCAACUGAUCGAACUCGUUUCACGAAAACUGUCAUUUCGCCGACCGUUGUCCCUAACAACCAUCGGCAUUGGAUGCAUUCGGCAUGGAGAAGGUAGCGGAGCCGUCUUGGACUUCUUCGUACACCUAUCAGGUGAGCAAGCACAGUGCGGAGAUGCUACACAACCUCAACAUUCAGAGGAAAGAUGGAGGCAGGUUCUGCGAUGUGAUCCUACGCGUCGGCGAGGAGAGCUUCCCCGCGCACAAAGCUGUGUUGGCUGCGUGCAGCGAGUAUUUUGAGUCGGUCUUCAGCCGCCAGGCGGAAGCAGACGGGGACACCAAGGAGCUGGAGAUGCACACCAUCAGCCCCAAAGUUUUUAAAGACGUGUUGGACUUCGCCUACACCUCCAGGAUUGUGGUGCGACUGGAGUGCUUCCCAGAGUUGAUGACAGCUGCCAAGUUUCUGCUGAUGCGGUCCGUCAUAGAGAUUUGUCAGGAGGUAAUCAAACAAUCAAACGUGCAGAUCCUCGUCCCGACCUUACGGGGAGGAGACGCCAGCCUCUUCCAGGCCACGGGGACCCCGGAGCUGGGCUUCAUGAUGGCGCAGCAGGAUCUGGUUAACGGAACGGGAAUGCUGGUGAACGGCCACAGCUUCGCCAACAAUGCUCAGAUGCAUGUGGACGGGAGUGGAAAAACCACCGUCGUGUUGUUGGGGGACGGCGGGGAGUCGUCGACGCCGAUAUUGGAGCCCGUCGAAGGACUGUCCGCUUCCCCAACGACGGAAAUGCUGGGCAACACGUUUCAGCACGACGCCGAAUCCCCGGGGUCGAAACGGAGCCGUGGGAGACCAAAGAAAGCUGGUGGGGUCGUGGAGCCUGUGCACUUCAAUAACAACACCCAGAGAGACACUGUGUUGUUUCCUUGCGGGACUUGCGGGAAAGCUUUUACGGAGGCUUCCCGGUUGAAGAACCACGAAGCGCAACACGGGGCCCACAUCAACGAUGUAAACAAUGUCGGUGACAGCCUAUCAACAACGGGCAUGUCUUCAAUGUCUCAGUCUGGUCUGAUGGAUAACGGCGUGCAGUUACACGGAGGGCUGACCCUGGAUAACGGCCGCAAGCGGGAGAGGACAAGGCGGCACGUCGGCUGUGACAUUUGCGGUAAAGUGUUCCGCGACGUGUACCACCUGAACCGACACAAGCUCUCGCAUUCUGGGGAGAAGCCGUACGCAUGUCAUGUGUGCGGGCUCCGGUUCAAACGCAAGGACAGGAUGUCGUACCAUGUGCGGUCCCAUGACGGGUCGGUCGGCAAGCCGUACGUGUGUCAAAGCUGUGGUAAAGGUUUUUCAAGACCAGACCACCUGAAUGGACAUAUCAAACAGGUUCAUACAACAGAGAGACCCCACAAGUGCCAGAUUUGUAAUGCCUCUUUUGCGACAAGAGAUCGCCUCCGUUCACACCUUGCAUGCCAUGAAGACAAGAUUCCCUGCAAAGUUUGUGGCAAGUUUCUGCGAGCUGCCUACAUGACUGACCACCUCAAGAAACACAGUGAAGGGACGCAUAACUACUGUGGCAUUUGCAACAAAGGUUUCUCCACUGCGUCCUACCUUAAGGUGCAUAUAAAGACCCACCACGGCUCUCCAAUGCCCCCCUCUGCCACAAUGCACACCUUUCCUGAGCCAAGGGGGGAGCUGCAGAUGCACAACGGCACCCCCUACCACAUGGGACGCCAGUGCUCAGUGGAAGACCUGUGCGCCAGUCGCCAGCUGCUUCUCGCCUCGUCUGAGGCUCAGGGGCUUUCAACACGCUUUCAUGGGCUCUCUGGACACCCGGCUCGUCCCCAGCCUGAGCUGCUCAUGGGGAAGGCAGGUGGGGCUCCAUAUUUCUGGGAUUGUCGCUCUGGCGGGGCGCCUGGCUUCCCUGUCCAUGGGCCUGCUGCAGACGGGCAGGAAAACACUGGGAAAUGUCCUCACCUGGAAUCGGAGGAAUCGGAUCCUUCCUUUGGGGAAUUGUCCAACAGCGACGAGCUUAAAUCUCCACAUAAACCCGACGGGCCGGAGCUCGCGAUGCCCUCUCUGGCCUGCAACGGGGCCUCUGCCGAGGCCUUGGGCUCCCCAGAGGGAUCGAAAGCCAAGACGGAUCCUGAGAAGAAGUUUAACUGUGGCAUCUGCGGUCAGGCCUUCCGCACCAAGUCCUACCUCAACAAGCACCAGCACCGAGUCCACAAAGCCCAGAAGGCCCAGAAGGCCCAGGGGGGUUCAGGGCCGGGCUUAAACGAGCUCUCCCCCUCCCUCACCUCUCCCUUCUCCCCUCAACAGAACAUGUCCCUUCUCGAGUCUUUUGGCUUUCAGAUAGUCCAGUCUGCUUUUGCCUCCUCCCUGGUGGACCCUGAGGCCGGUCAAAGUGGAAUAGACUUCGGAGGGAAGUGACAUAUUUUCUAAAGUCCGAGCAAACGCUCUAAUUCUUAGGCCGAAGCUGGGUCGCCCACAGACGACGCUCUGUAUUUGGGAAUCGCUUUGCCUCAACGCUACUUUUUUCUGUUUGUUACGUGACUUAUUGUGUAUCCAAUAUUUUUGUCACAGACUGCCAUACGAUUCCUACUCUUUCUACUUUUCCAGAGCUUAAAAAUUGAGUGCACAGUGUUUCAAUUUUUUUUCUAAAGAAAUGACAUGAAGGUUUUAUUUCCUUUAUCUGAUGUGGAUCUGUUAUGUUUGGUAUUCUUUCAUUGUUUUUUGGCUUGUGUGUGUUUGAGCUUUCUUAGCUGCACAAACAUUUCUUCACUUGAGAUGAAUUAUUUACGGCAGCCUUCAAAAGUAAUUACUUAUUCUCUGUUUGCCCACUUUAACUGUCCUGAUGUAACUGGUGAAUCAACCCUCGGCCGUUUCAAUGCAUUUAAUGCUUCAUAAUCCUCCUUCCCCUAUAAAGCCAAUGUCUUUAACUCAGCAACAAGAGGGCUGGAUUCUGUAUUCAUGUUUUUACGAUGGCUUUUGUUUUGGCCUUAAUUUUGACAGGUUUCCUGAGAAACAUUCCUAACAGGCCCAUGGCAUAUUUCAUUACACAUUUAUUGAAAACUGUUUCUAUCAGUUUGCUGGCCUCCGAGUGUCAAGGACCUUCAUGAGUAACUAUUGUCAGAAUGACAGUUAAGAAGCACUUUUAAAACAUGUUUUGAUACAACUUUAAAUAUGAAUGGUUACAAAACUUAAGGCAACAUAAAACCUGGCAAGAAAAUAAUGUCAGGUGAUUUACGCCAACUUCAUUAGAUUUAAAUGAUAAAAAGUUGCAAAUAAAAAGCCACCACUCUUCCUGUCACUAAUCAGAAAUGCCAACAACAUGGAAAAAGGAACUGUGUUUAAAGCUCCGUCAGCACCACAAUGUUCUUAUUUUUAGUUUGUUUUUCAGAUCCAGGGAAUUUCUUUGUAUUUGAACAAAGAUUUUCCUCAGCGGUUGUGAAUCUUAAUCAGGGAGUUGGUACACUGACGUAACCGCCGGAGGGAUUCAAGUUCUAAUUAAAGACAAUCUACUUGCAGCUCAUUAGUGAUGAGAAAACGUCUGAAUAAUGCUUUCAUUUGGUUAUUUGUAAACUAUUUAUAUUUAAAAAAGCAGUAAAGAGAGGAAAGCCAUUAUAACUCAAAUUAAUAGUGUGUGCAGGAAUACUUUAGAAAAUGAACUUUUUCAGGAUAAUAUUCUUUUAGCCUUGAAACAUGCCUUGAGCUCGUUAGGAAUGAGCCCCCCCCCUCUCACACACAAUGACAAUGUUUCCGAACCUUGUUUGGUUUAAAAUCCACUGAACAUUUAACAGGGACCAAGGUAUGGUAUAUUUUCAGUAUAUAUUUUAAGAAAUGUAGAUUAUAUUUUAUUAACUUAUUCAUGCCCUGAGUUUUGUGUACUUUAAAAAAAGAAGUCAAACAAAAAAAUUAGUGAUUUUUUUUCUUCUUUUUGAUAAUUUUUCGCUCAAUUAUGUUAAAUGGAAAUGUGUGGUUAUGUACGUGUUGUGCAAAAAGUUCGGGGGCUUUGAAGAAGGGGUCACACCCUGACCCACCAGCCUCUGGACCUACCAAAAGUAAUGCUACUUUAACAGACUCGAGUAAUUAAGAUCACUUUAUUUCUGCAGUGUUGUAUCCUCUUCAUCACCUGCACUUCUUGUAUUGCUCACCAACCUCCUGUCGGAUGUGCUCGUGCUGAUCGGAGACGACAUGUCUUGUGUUUGCACUAAUGGUCGCGAGGUCGAGGCGUAAACUAUCCAUCCGACGAGUGUCUUGCAGUGAAAAUGUGUUCGUACAAAAUGUUGAACGCAGACAUUCCUGUGAUGACGGCUCCUCAAAUCAAGACGCAGCGGGAGCUUCUCAUCCACUUGUCUGCUUUGCUUCAUUGGAAAUCUCCACUUUCAUGCUGCUGAGUUAGUUUUGCAUCUUGAAAUAGUAAACAGGAUGUCACCGAUUUUAGGAUAAAAAUGUGUGAAGAUCAAUUCUCUGUUAGUUGGGAUUAAUUUGCUUUUGGUUAAAACAAUUAAAAAGUUAAGAAGACCAUUUUCAGUCAUGACGUACUUCCCUUUAUUCUUUCUAGAUGCUGAAACACAAAAUAAGCAAUAACUGUAAGAAAAUUGGCUUUGUGAGAAGAUAAAUCCAAAUGUAAUCUUCUUGUAUCAUAUGACCUCACACAUCAGUUGAUUAACAUCCUUUUCAUAGGUUGGUGUUUUUUCUUCUUGUGUUGUAAAACCUGUUUCAUGAUGCAAAUCAAUCCCAGUCCACCAGUGAAUGGACUAGCAGUGUGUGUGUGUGUGUCUUUGUGUGUGUGUGGUGAUGGUCUGUAAAAAGAGUAUGUGUGUACCGCCUGUGUGUCAGUUUCUGUGUUUUUGACCUGUGUUUCCUGCUUUCUGUUUAAUUAUUAUUUGUGUGUAAUUGAGGCUGUUAAAUUCAGUACAUUCCUGUAUUAUUUAUGGUUAUGUUGUGAUUGUAACAAGUGUAUAUACAAUUCAUAUACACAUUCUAUAAAUAUAUAUAUAAAUAUAUAUGAACCAACCAAUAUGAUCGGUGUUUGCCAAGGGUGGUCCUGUACAUAUAUAGCUCUUGUUUCUUGUCCAUCGUGGGGAGGGAUGUGAAGUUCUGGCCGUUUGAUUGAAAGUGUAAACUGGAGGUUGUGACUUGGAGCUGGAGGCUGAAUGUCGAUCACUGGUUGGGGCAGUCGUGGUUUCACUGUUCACCGGACUGCAAGUUGCAGUUGCAAAACUCACGUCUUGACCAAAUGUUCUUUCUCCUUUUUGGAUCCACUCUGCACUAGUAAUUACUCCUUCAAAGUGAUAAGGGUUGUUUUUUUGUUAUUGUUCAUUUGAAAACAAGUGGAAGAUGCUGUAAGGAAAUAAUGUUCCUUUGUUUGUGUUCUUCACCGAGGUGUAAGAUUUAGUUUCACUCAUGUUGGUACUCGAGUGUAAAAGGUGUUUUCAAUGAGUAUUUAGGCCUAAAUGUGUUUGCUUUCUGCUUUUGGUCCGUUGCAAAGUGCCUUCCAAAUACUGAUUGUGCACGGCAGUGGAUUAAAAAAGGUCCUCUUUUCUAAAGGUUGAGAAUUGUACAGAGUGACUUGCAUUGACACUUUUGUAUAAAAACACAGAAAAUGUACAAUAUGUUAACUUGGUAUUUUAUCAUCGUACUCAACAAGAUUGCGCUUAAGAAAUAUGAGCUACAUGUUUUGUUAUAAUUGCUAUAACUUUGGACAUAUUUCAAUAUAAGCAUACUUUUCUAUAGAUAUUUGUUUUUGUACUCUGUCAUUGAGUCUCGCCAUUCUUGUUGGUACAGAGAUGAGAAUCAAAUAAAUUGCAAUUGAAAAAGCU